Coregonus clupeaformis (lake whitefish) is the source of this 3417-nucleotide messenger RNA. Its product is annotated as RING finger and SPRY domain-containing protein 1. Gene Ontology annotation, cellular component: cytoplasm. Bases 616 to 2355 code for a protein of 579 amino acids. The record is from RefSeq and is a predicted model, not a curated record. NCBI's taxonomy places the organism in Eukaryota, Metazoa, Chordata, Actinopteri, Salmoniformes, Salmonidae. Gene Ontology annotation, molecular function: ubiquitin-protein transferase activity; protein binding. The transcript has 15 exons.
AUCCAUAGGCAUCGUACCAAAGACAGUAGUUUAGAAACUCUGUGCUAGUACAAUACAAUAGCGAAGCGCGCAUCGAGCUCCUCCUGUCCUGGUGACAGCUGAUCAGAUGGGGGAUAGCUGACACUACGGAAUUAGCUAGCUAUCAGUACAGCCGUCAACGAAAUUAAACAAAGGGGUUUGAGGGCGUAUACUCGAUUGAAUCAAGAAAGAGUGGAUUAAAUGUGAACGUUAACUAGCUUGUUCUAGUUUGCCAGCUCGCGCUAGCAAGGUCCCUUUUUUUUAUGGCUAGCUAACUAGCAAGGUAGGCUACACGUUAGCUAGCUAACCUAACAUAAACGCUUUUUUCGUGAAGCUUUUCAGAGGCCUGUUCAUCCUGACAAUUUAUUGUUAUAGUUAACUAACGUUAGCUAACCGAGGACACUACUAGCGCAUUUGCUAGGUUAGAGUUUGGGAAGUGCACGUGGACUUCCAUCCAGUAGGAUGGUUUUUGCUCACUGUAGCACUGCUGAUCUGUGCUACUCCCUCCUAGCUAUCUGCCAUCCAUCAGCAGUAGCACCAUGACUGACGUCCCCACCCGGAUCAUCAUGAGACGCCUCCACCAGUGAUCCAAAUGAUAUGAUAGUAGCUAGCUGGAUUGGAUUCUGUGCCAGCAGGAGCCUUGCGCAGGUUCUGCUGCUCUCUUUGGAGCAGUUAUCACUACAGUUUUGGGAAAGCCUCGGGACAACCGGAACUAUGGGAAACAGCUGCGUUUGUAGAGAAGAAAGUGAUGUGGAGGAUGGAUCGGCAGCUCGCAGGCAACUCAGACGAGUUGAUCACCCCACUGGCGAUCCCCCUGAGGCGCGAAGCAGUCGGCCCCGGGACCCUGUCAGACCCCCGCGGCGUGGGCGGGGACCCCAUGAACCCCGCCGGAAGAAACUAAACGUGGAUGGGCUGGUGCUGGACACACUAGCUGUGAUCAGGACUCUAGUUGACAACGACCAAGAGCCCCCCUACUCCAUGAUCACGCUGCAUGAGAUGGCAGAAACGGAUGACGGCUGGUUGGAGGUGGUCCAGUCUCUGAUCCGGGUGAUACCGCUGGACGACCCACUGGGACCAGCUGUGAUUACCCUGCUGCUUGACGAGUGCCCACUGCCCACCAAAGAUGCUCUACAGAAGCUGUCCGAGAUGCUGAGCCUGAGUGCCACUGUGGCCCGCCAGGAUGCCGUCAUCCCUUCUAAGCACCGCAACACUACAGCUGUACUGGGCUGCCUGGCUGAGAAACUGGCUGGUCCAGCCAGCAUUGGACUCCUGAGCCCUGGAACCCUGGGGUACCUGCUGGAGAGCCUGAGUUCUGAGGCCCAUCCUACUGUAAUGCUCUUUGCUCUCAUAGCCUUGGAGAAGUUCUCUCAGACCAGUGAGAACAAGCUAACAGUGUCUGAGUCGUGUAUAAGUGACCGGCUGGGGAUUCUGGAAUUGUGGGCUGACCACACAGACUACCUGAAGCGCCAGGUCGGCUUCUGUUCCCAAUGGAGCCUGGAUAACCUCUUCCUGAAAGAUGGCCGUCAGUUCACCUAUGAGAAGGUGAACUUGAGCAACAUCAACGCCAUGCUGAACAGCAACGACGUCAGCGAGUAUCUCAAGAUCUCUCCCAGUGGACUGGAGGCACGCUGCGACGCGUCCUCCUUUGAGAGUGUCCGCUGUACCUUCUGUGUGGACUCAGGCGUGUGGUACUAUGAGGUCACAGUGGUCACCUCAGGGGUCAUGCAGAUUGGCUGGGCCACCAAGGACAGCAAGUUCCUUAACCAUGAGGGCUAUGGGAUAGGAGAUGAUGAAUACUCGUGUGCAUAUGAUGGCUGCAGGCAGCUAAUCUGGUACAACGCUCGCAGUAAACCACACUCCCACCCCUGCUGGAAAGAGGGAGAUGCCAUAGGUUUCCUACUGGACCUCAGUAAGAAGCAGAUGCUUUUCUACCUGAAUGGACAUCAGCUCCCCCCAGAGAAGCAGGUGUUUUCCUCAGCAACGUCUGGCUUCUUUGCAGCAGCAAGUUUCAUGUCCUACCAACAAUGUGAGUUUAACUUUGGGGCGAAGCCCUUCCGCCAUCCCCCGUCUGUCAAGUUCAGCACCUUCAAUGACUUUGCCUCGCUGGCAUCUGAUGAGAAGAUUAUCCUUCCCAGACACCGGCGCCUGGCCCUGCUCAAGCAGGUGAGCAUCAGAGACAACUGCUGCACCCUCUGCUGUGACCAGAUGGCUGAUACAGAGCUGAGACCCUGCGGACACAGUGGGAUGUGUAUGGAGUGUGCCUUACAGCUGGAGACGUGCCCGCUGUGUCGCCAGGACAUCUUGACACGUGUCAGACUCAUCUCACACGUGUCCUGACACAUCACCUCCAAACCAGGACAUGAACGCUCCUCCCCUCCUCCAAUCAUCUUUAUCCCAGGAAUCAACCCGUGAGGCUGUGCCAGGAUCCCUGAUCGGACCCUGAGCCUAAUGUGAGGAGGGAGUGAUGGGACCUGACAAAGACCUCCAGGAGAGAUACAGUGUGGGGGAUAGUGUAGGGAGAAUAGGACAGGGAGGGGUAACCUUUUCUUCUGCUGCACUCCAUGAAUCGUUCUCUCUGUGAGGAGAUGGGCCCCACACCCUGAGAACAAAAAAGUGCUUGGAGAGUGAGGGGGAAGUGGGAGGAAGACAAUUAGAGACAUUACCAGGCAGCAGCAUUUCCAGAAUCACCCCAUCAAUCUUAAUGUCAUAAACUCACACAGUGUCUGCACAUGGAUCUGCCUAAUGUUCCCUCCCUUAGGCUCUGGUCAAUGUGUCCUGUGUAUCUCUGCUCAGAUGUUUUACAUGUAUCUGUGAUUCUCUUGUUUUAUUCUGACUAUACGUAAAGGCACAACAACAACGAAGAGACAUCCUUGGUUGGCUCAGUUGGCGGUGAUAAUGAUGUUAAGGCCCUGCUCAAUCAUACAAUACUAACUGAGCACAGAUAUGUGUCCAUCUCUCCUCUACUUGAUGCAUUUCUGGGUUGAUUGAAUAACCAUGCUGUUAUAAAAGAGAUUUCAAAUUUAACAAAAUAACUGUUAUUCAAAAUACUAUUAUAUUUGUCUACAAUUAAAACUAAAUUUAAUGAAAUUAAGUUAUUGAAAUCAAAGCUAAUUGGGAUCGUUUUAAACAGUAUAGCAUGACGUGGUUGUGGAAAAUUAUUCAAACAAUCCUAGGAUGUUGUCAGAAGAAACUACACAUUUGGUCAAAGUGUGCAUAUAUGGAGGACCAAUUGUCUCCAGUCCAUUCCAGACAAUUAAUUAGUCAUGGAAGAAAUUAAGAGUUGAAAGUAAAAUUGUAUCUAUGUCUUUAAUGGAGUAGCCCCAGGGGUCACAUGUGAUUUACUGAAUAAUCAUUGUUUUCUGGAUUAUGAUAUUUGUAAUAAAUGUAUUGUGUUGCAUA